Messenger RNA from Biomphalaria glabrata, 6184 nucleotides. RefSeq names its product putative amine oxidase [copper-containing]. Gene Ontology annotation, biological process: amine metabolic process. Gene Ontology annotation, cellular component: plasma membrane. The transcript is spliced from 3 exons. The coding region runs from base 754 to 3225 and encodes 823 amino acids. The record is from RefSeq and is a predicted model, not a curated record. NCBI's taxonomy places the organism in Eukaryota, Metazoa, Mollusca, Gastropoda, Planorbidae. Gene Ontology annotation, molecular function: primary methylamine oxidase activity; copper ion binding; quinone binding.
CCUUAUCUACGCAAGAGAAGUUUGUUUUUAAAAUGUCUAUACUUUUUAUUUCUGCUAGCAGCGACCAUUCAAUCUAGGUAGAUAAAACGUGAGAGACUGAGAAGUAUUAAUCAAGUUAAAGUGUGUCGCUAUUGUUACUACCAGCGGAUUUAAAAGUUGUCGAAAUGUUUGCAUCUAUCACUGUAGGUAAAAACAUAAUCCAAAUUUGUUGUUAAUAUCUGAAGAAUACUUUAUGUACGUGUUAUAAUUAAGUCCAAACUCUAUGAAUUGUAAUUAAACGAUUAGGAAUGCAUAUACGUAAACAAGGUUGUUAUAACGGUUUGUAAUUUCGACGAUUAAAAAAAGUGCUGAACUAUAAAAAGAACCGGUGUGGUUGCGUCAAGAAAACAUGCUGUACCUUUGAGCAAUUAAAUCAACUAGGCCCGUGAAAAUCAAUUAACUGAAUAAGUGCCGAAUCAUCUUAGCCAGUGGACUCUAUUCGACUUGACUGCUUGAUUCGACUGUUCCGGGCUGUCUGAUUCAACUGACCCGGUCUGCUUGAUUCGACUGACCCGGUCUGCUUGAUUUGGCUGAUCCGAUCUGCUACAUUGGACUAAACCGGUCUGCUGGAUAACUAUUUUAACAAUUCUACAAGUUUAUUAUUAUUUUGCUAAAGCUGUUGGCCUGAUUCGACUGAUGCGAUCGACUUGAUUCGACUGAUCUGCUUGAUUCAACGAAACCGCCCUGAAUCUACCCCACUGGCCGGUGCUUCAAAUGUCCGUCAAAUCCAGCAUGUCCUUCGAGAGUGAGCAGCUAAACGAUGAGAAGUGUGAGUCAUUCCUUACAGGCACAAGGUAUGUGACUCAAUGUAGUCAAAUCAAAAAAUACCCUAAGAAAUGUCUGAGACUUCCGGUGCUAACUCUGCUGACGUGUUGUGCACUUGUUAUCGUCACCCUUGUUACCUGCAUCCUAAUCAUUGUCUACACUUUCAAACAUCCCUAUACACACAAGCCCAGAUGUCAGGCAAUACAAGAUGGUGAUGCCAUGGAGCUGUACAGGGGAAGCUUGAAUCCUUUUUCUGAACUUCGGGAGGAAGAGAUUCAAAAUGUCGUCGACUUUCUCUUUGCGCAGCCCAAUUUAAAACUGACCCAUCCUAGCAAGGCUGGGAUCAACAGCAACUAUAUCCAUGUGAUAGAAAUGUUUCUUCCGCCGAAGAAAGAUGUUCUCAAUUUUUUCUCUCAUGGGCGUACUCCAACAAGAAUGGCCAGAGCUUAUAUUUUCAAAGGCAACCAGAGUGCCCCAGUGGUAGAAGAAUAUCUUGUAGGGCCUUUACCGAAGCCUUACAAUAUAUCGUUGAUGGCGUCUAGCUCUAGGAAAACAAGCAUUCCGUAUACAUACAGACCAUUCUCAAAAUUUGAAAUAAAAGCUUUCUACAAAGCAAUCGUACCUAAAAUUAUGGGGAAGAUAGCGAGCUUGUUGAAAGAAAGUUACAACGCAACACUCUCGAACUGUGGGAAGCAGUGUUUAAGGUUUUUGAUCACUCCUGUUAGUAGCGGCUUCCUGGAGGAAGGGCGCCGAAAGUCUUGGUUUUGGUUUGCUUACGACAUUGAGUUCUACACGUUGCAUCCUCUAGACUUUCAGUUUCUGGUUGAUACCACAGAUGUUGAUCCUAGCAGAUGGGAGAUACAGAAUGUGUUUUACGCCAAUCAACAUUUUGUUAAUUUGGACGAGCUCUCUUACCGUUACAACGAGGGUACCAUUAACAAAACCAGACUGUCCUUCCCGCAUACAUCAGUGGAGGAGCAGUAUAGUGCUGUGUACCUGCGAGGUGAAGCGGUGCCCAAAGACUUGAAAUCUCCUCCUCAGCAGAGGCAGCCAUCGGGCCCGAGGUACACGGUUAAUGGGAAUCAAGUUAACUACAUGGACUGGAGAUUUCAUAUACGAGUGUCUCCAACUCUAGGGGCGCAGCUGUUUGAUAUUCGUUACAAGAGCGAGAGAAUCAUCUAUGAACUUAGCAUGCAGGAGAUCGCCGUUCUCUACUCCGGACACACCCCCGCCGCCAGCAUGCUCUACUACGCAGACAGUGCUGGGCUUUUUGGUACUCGUCUGCGAGGGAUGAUGCCUGGCGUAGAUUGUCCAGACCACGGUACCCUGCUGGACGUCAUGGCGUACACUUCGAAUGAAGGCGGUCUGAAGCAGUUGGAGAAGUCGGUGUGCAUCUUUGAGCACAAUACGGGGACUCUUCUGCGACGUCAUCGCGCUUACGGAAUGUCCGGCGCGUUCUAUAGCGGCCUGGUCGAUUACGUUCUGGUGGUCAGGGUCUACAUCUGCAUUAUAAACUACGAUUACAUCCUAGACUUUAUCUUUCACAACAACGGCGGAGUCGAAGUCAAGAUUAGCGCCACUGGGUACCUGGCAGCCAGCUUCUAUUACCCAGAGGAAGAAAAGUACGGCACCCGCAUCAGCGACACUGUCGUCGCCGGUCUUCAUCACCAUCUUUUUCACUUUAAGGCCGACAUUGACGUCAAGGGUACGGACAAUCGCUUUCAGACAAUGAAUAUAGGUCACGAGAGGAAAGUGAACCAAUGGUCACACGAUCCCCACAACGCCCACUCCCAAAACUUUUUCAUCAAGGACGACAAACGAACUGAAAAAGAGGCACUCUAUAAUUUUGACUUUCAGCACCCUAAAAAUUUACUUUUUUACAAGAAUGAUCCGACUCCGCUGGGCCACACCCCCGCCUACAGACUUAUACAUAAAGGCAUGACAAAGUCUAUCAUUGAGGAAGACACGGGGUUCGAGCCGUCCGUCUCCUGGGGACGACACCAGAUGGCCGUGACCAAACAGAAGGACGACGAAAUAAGCAGCAGCUCUAUGUUCGCCAUGUGGGACGCCAAGGAUCCUGUGGUCAACUUCACAAAGUUCUGGGAGGAUAAUGAAAACAUUGUAGACCAGGAUCUUGUUGCUUGGGUCACUAUGGGCAGCUAUCACAUCCCGCAAACAGAGAACGUGCCCACCACAGGAACUGUUGGCACCGACUUGUCCUUUUUCAUGGUCCCGUUCAACUAUUUCCGCGAGGACCCUUCCUUGUCUUCCCGUGAUGCUGUCAAAAUAAUGCCGCUUGAUGCGAAGUCACCGUUGUCUGGAGCAGCAGUGGAGCGAUACAACACGACAUUACACUACGACUGCCUGGCCAAGAAAAUUGAUUCGGAACUUUUGACCAAUAGCACAUUCUUAUUUUCAUAAAAUUAGAUGACUACGUUUGUUGAAUGUUGUGUUAUUGUUAAUACAAUUAUAGCUACAAAAUCUUUCAGAGUAAUUGACUUUGUGGUACUAUAGCUCUUUUGUAAUUAUAUUCAUUGUGUGAAUAUAUACAUGCUACAGAAUGUUACUCUUAUAUUCUUUGUGAGAAUAUACACAGGCUACCAGUGAAUAUAGUGAAUAGUUCGUUAGAAUGUAUAUAGACUACAUGUGAGUUUUCAUUAGAAUGUAUACAGAAUGUACGCAAUAUUGAUCGUUGUGUUUCCUAAACCCUGUAUAUUUUAUGUGUGAUUAUAUUCAAUCUAUAUUUUGUAUGUGUCUAAGUGUGAAUAUAUGCAGGUUACCCCUUGUAUAUGUUUAUCUAUACAAGUUACUAUCUCUUAUGUGACUUAUCUGAAUGUAUGCAGGUUACCCCUUGUAUAUGUUUAUCUUCAUAUAUGCAAGUUACUAUCUCUUAUGUGACUUAUCUGAAUAUAUGCAGGUUACCCCUUGUAUAUGUUUAUCUUCAUAUAUGCAAGUGCAAGUUACAUCUUGUAUGUGACUUAUCUAAAUCUAUGCAGGUUACCCCUUGUAUAUGUUUAUCUUCAUAUAUGCAAGUUACCAUCUUGUAUGUGACUUAUCUGAAUGUAUGCAAGUUACCCCUUGUAUAUGUCUUAUCUAAUAAAUAAAGGGUACCUCGUGAAUGUGUUAUCUGGAUAUAUGGAUUUCAGCCUUGUAUAGUCCUAGUGUAAGGUCAAAUUAAGUGGCCAGGUAACGAUUUAAUAUAAUUUCUAUUUAUUGAAUCAUCUCAAUUCUUUGUUUGAAGAUCUUAUCGAUCUUCUUACAAACUGCUUAAUUUGUGAAUCAUUCACUUCCAUCGAUCUGCUCCUUCCAAUGGUUCAAUAUGUUCAAUUGAGUGUAUUGGUGGUUAUUAGUUUAUUAUUAUUUUUUAAAAUAUGUUUUACGUGCAGCACAUGACAAUCAAGUAUUCACAAUGUAUAGUUAUGUAUAAACCUUGUCUCCUUUUUAGUGUGCUAGUUAGCCAAAGAGUAAGAAUGAUUUCUUCAUGACUUUUAUCCAUGUACAGCUUUCGGAAAGAUUUUAUAAUGGCACAAUAUUCUUUGCAUCAAAAAGAAUAAUAGGCUUACAAACAAGUCGUAUUCGUAUACUAUAGUAGCUAAUACCCAUGCUUCGCUACUGUUGAAAUAGUUGGUAUAAUAGGGUAGAGAUGUUGAGGUCAUCUAUUUCUUUGGCCAACGGUUAAUGAGCAGAGUGCCAUGUGGCCAGAGUUGGGUGGACUCAAGGGCGCCCUAAAAAUCCCGAAAUUCUAAAUCCCAUUCUUCGCCGAGUUUCGAACCCUGGGUCUCAGGUUAACCACUCAGCCACCGCGCCCCAUCCCCGUCAUGAAAAGCGUUUUAAAGUCUUUUUGUUUUUCGAAACAUUGAUCAUGGGCAGCCUUGACCUCGGUAGGUUACACGAUCCUACUACCCCGCAGUUCACCUUGGAACAUCUUUCCAAACCAUACCUCUUGCAGUAAAUUUUUUUUUUUUUUAAUUUAAUUUGCAAGCAGGGCGGUUAUUUUUUAAAAAAGUUUUGCGAUGAGCGCCCUUGGUUUGGAUAAACUCCCCCUUUAUUCUACCUACACCACCCCCUUCUUUCAAGCAUUUGUUUACAUAAGAUAUUUACUGAAAACAAAGGCACUAUUGUUCAUGGCAAGAUUAUUAUGUUGUGUGUGAUAGAGAGAGAGAGAGAAUACAAAGUAUGAAAGUACAAGGUUAUAUAUUGAAGCUUUACAUUGUCACAGAUUUUUGUUUACCACUAGCUCAAUUGAAUGAAACUAAAAGAUAUAACCAAAAAGCUGUGGCUAGACUACCUCAGAUACUGACAGGUGAUAUUAAGGACUGGAUUAAUGUAAAAUGUCAGGCUCUUGGCGCUUUAAGAUUUGGUAGUUGUCAGCCUUGCCUCAAUAAUUUAUCGAGGUUCUAAAAAUGUUUCCGAAGUGAUCUAUUAGCAACUUGUUCUUUAUUUAUUUGAGACUGUUGUAAAAAAAAUGUAUCAUGUUCACCGGUGAUUAGUCGUAGUCUGUUAUUUUCAACUUGUGCUGCCAAUCUAACCUUUUUUAUUGUAAUUGUUUUUUCUAACAGUAUUCUAGAAUGUUAUUGACGUAUGUUACCAAAAUUUAUUUAUUAAAAUGUAAUUGUAUAAUUCUGUUUGAAAGUGUGUUUUUUUUCAAUCUUGUCUGGUAAAUGCAAUGUUUUUGCCUUUGAAUAAAAGAUAUUUAAUUGACUUUUUAUAUCAUCGACCAUUUUAAGCCUUUGAAUAAAAUAUUUAUUUUUCUGCCAUUUAAAUGAAAGGUUUUUGAUUUCCAAAACAACUCCAUUGAUUUGUUAUAAGAUCCUGGCUGGUCUGUUGCUAAGCGGAGACACAUAGCAAUGAAUUGUUUGUAUAACUAUUAAAAUGUAUCUACUGGUUACAUCCGGUCUUUUGAUCCUGUAAAAAAAAGGGCAAAGAAAUGUCUGCAAAAUAGUCAUAAGAUGGGAAAAGGAAAUGGUCAGUUAUUAUACAGUGGGGGGGAGGAGGGGGAGAAUUUCAAAAUCUCCCCCAGGCCCCCACUUGAGGGGGGGGGCCUCCUAAUGAAUGUUUUUUACAUUAAAAAUUAAAUAUUACGCAAAAUGCAGGGGCCCCCAAAGAGCCCAAGCCUCCCGGGCCCCCAAAAGAUGGAAAAUGUCUAGCUACGCCCAUGCAGUUAUAACAUUACUAAUACUGUUAAUGUUACUACCUUCUUUCGUCUCUUUUCGAUUGUUUAAACUCUUUAACCGGAAGGGCAUUAGAUUUUGAACUGUAGGUAUUAGAUACUUAUUAAAUAUGUGUAGCUUGUUGGUCAUAAGACAAUCUUAACGAUUUUUUUGUCAUUGUUUGUUGUUAUUAUUUAUAAAUACAAGAAUUUUUAUUGGUAUCACUACAA